Molecule: messenger RNA, 549 nt
Organism: Phascolarctos cinereus (koala)
Lineage: Eukaryota; Metazoa; Chordata; Mammalia; Diprotodontia; Phascolarctidae
Source: RefSeq, a predicted model, not a curated record
AUGAAGAUAAAUCUUCUACUGAGCCUAGGGCUGGUCCUAGUCUCUACUGUCCAUACCUGCCAGGCUGCAUCUGAUAAAAAUGCAAUAGAUGAUAUGCAACAGUUUUCAGGAAAGUGGUUUUCCAUUUACUUGGCUUCAAGUAUACAGAAGCGGAUAGAGGAUGGAGGUGACAUGAAGCUUUCCAUAAAAAGUAUCGCAGUGCGUGAGCACGUUGUCCUAUUUGACAUGUAUCUCUUGAAAGAUGGGAAAUGUAUCCAACAUUUAUUGGUUGCUAAUAAAACAGAAAAAAAUAAUGUGCUAAAAUUGGAUUAUGAAGGAAAAAAUACUGUCCAUGUGGAGAAAGCUGAUGCACAGAAAUAUAUUAUCUUUUCUACACAUAACAUUCAAAAUGGGACAGAGACUGUGGUGCUGGAGCUCUACGGCCGGACCGAAGUUGUAAAAGAAAAUAUCAAAAAAUUCUUUAAGAACCUUUGCCAAAAAUAUGGAAUCAAUAAGGAUGAUAUCAUUGACAUGACCAAAGAUAAUGAAUGCAAUAAAGACAGAGAAUAG